Messenger RNA from Diachasma alloeum, 999 nucleotides. It is a transcript of the gene Obp2, whose product is annotated as pheromone-binding protein-related protein 6. The transcript has 6 exons. Lineage: Eukaryota; Metazoa; Arthropoda; Insecta; Hymenoptera; Braconidae. Gene Ontology annotation, molecular function: odorant binding. Bases 345 to 791 code for a protein of 148 amino acids. Gene Ontology annotation, biological process: sensory perception of smell. The record is from RefSeq and is a predicted model, not a curated record.
CAAAUGCAUGUAAACGCGAGAGAUAGAAUAAUUCGUACAUCAAUUCCCCCUCUCAUAUCCCUCUGGUAACAAGUACCUCCAGAAAAUUUAAUCCAUUUGAUGCAUAGGUACCCGUGUACCACAGGCAUUAGUAAUUGUUCAAUGAAUAUUAUAUAGGCCAUCAUGAAUUGAAAAUAAGGGACAAUCAACCCGGAUCAUUGACACCCUAGACUACUCGCUUCAUCGAAUUGACAGCAGUUUUGCGGGGGAUUUGUACUCGAUAGGAUUGCUGGAGUAUUUUUGUUUUUCUGCGCUCAAGAGGUGGAAUUUUUUUCGUCAAUUAAAUAUUUUGGAUUUACUUUGAGAUGAAGAAGUUCGUUGGGAUACUGUGUCUGCUUCUUCAGGUGUCAAUUGGACUAUCUGGGCCGGUUGGACGCCCCGAUUUCGUCUCAGAUGAGAUGAUUGCACUGGCAGCAAGUGUUGUCAAUGCAUGUCAAACGCAAACAGGCGUGGCUACAGCUGACAUUGAAGCUGUCAGGAGUGGACAGUGGCCGGACUCAACACCCUUAAAGUGUUACAUGUACUGCCUCUGGGAACAAUUUGGCCUAGUCGAUGAUAAACGAGAGCUUAGUCUCAACGGAAUGCUGACAUUCUUCCAGAGAAUACCAGCCUACAGAGCUGAAGUGCAAACCGCAAUCAGAGAGUGCAAGGAGAUCGGUAAAUACUUGGCUAAUGGAGACAACUGUCAGUAUGCAUACACCUUCAACAUGUGUUAUGCAAAACUAUCCCCAAGGACUUACUAUUUAUUCUAACUGCCAAAAAAACUCGAAAAAACCGUGUAAUCAUCUUCAAUGUGAUCAUUAAUGAAGCACAAUUACGAAGUAACUCGCCGAAUACUCAACUAAUGUAUCUACUAUUGAUAUCAAAAAGUAACAAUCACGUAAACAUUUUUUCGAUGAAACCUGUACGUUUGAUGGAAUAUUACUAUUGACUUUAAUAAAAAAAAUAUUGAGUGUCAUA